Molecule: messenger RNA, 3014 nt
Organism: Drosophila albomicans
Lineage: Eukaryota; Metazoa; Arthropoda; Insecta; Diptera; Drosophilidae
Gene: D19A
Product: zinc finger protein 236
Exons: 1
Coding region: 116-2677 (853 amino acids)
Biological process (GO): regulation of transcription by RNA polymerase II
Cellular component (GO): nucleus
Molecular function (GO): RNA polymerase II transcription regulatory region sequence-specific DNA binding; zinc ion binding; DNA-binding transcription factor activity, RNA polymerase II-specific
Source: RefSeq, a predicted model, not a curated record
CCAAUUUUUUCGUGUCAAUAUUGUUUUUUUUUUUGUAUUACUGCUGGGAAAACACAACUCAAAAAGCAAAGACUUUGCGAACGCCUUGCAAUAAAUCCCAAUCAAUCGCAACACGAUGGACGUGGCGAGAACGUAUUCCAUACACACGCUGUGUCGCAUUUGCCUCAAUCUGCUGCAGAACGAUGCUGCCUAUGAUUUAUAUAUGGUGCCUGGUCUGGCCAAAAAACUAUGUCUAUGCACUUCGCUGUCGGUGGAGCAGAACGAUGGCUUCCCCAAGAAUCUGUGCACCAACUGCUAUACGCGGCUCAAUGAUAUGCACGACUUUCAAAAACUCUGCGUCGAUUCGGUGCAAAAGUUUCAGGAUAUGGUCGCCAGCAACGCCUUCACUUGCCAAUCCAAUUUCGAUGUGCUGGACCCAAGUACGGCGACACAUGAUCUCCCCAACGAGGAUGAGGAUCACAUUAAUUUCGAUCCGCUGUUAAAUCACAAAAUGGAGCUAAUCGAAAACGAGGAGGAUGUGUUCAAAAUGCUCGAAGAUUGCGACAAGGAGGCGGAGGAGGUGGAAAAAGAAGUGAAGCAAGAUAAAAAGAUGAAAGAAAUCAAAGAGCCCAUUACCAUCAACAUGUUCAACGAGGACUCAUCGUCCAUAGAGAGCGGCAACGACAACGAUCGCGAUAUUGACUUUGAGCCGAACAGUAGUGACGAUGACAUUCCUCUGGCCCAAAGGAUGCGCAGCAAAACCACCGCCACAAAGAGCACAAGAGCAGCCAAGUCGCAAGCCAAGCCUAAAAAGAAAACUAAACCCGAAGACGAUGAUGAGUUUAGCACUUCAUCAUCAUCCGACGAUGACGACGACGACGAUGAUGAUGAUGAAGAGGGAGGUGGCAAGCGAGAUAAGCCCAAACGCAAACGCAUUCCAGCGGCUGAGCGGCAUCUGCAUCGCAUCAUCGACUGUCACAUCUGUCAUCAAAAGUUCAAGAAGGCCAUACGCUAUGAGGAGCACAUGAAAUACCACAACGAUUUGUUGCCCUUCCAGUGCAAGGUGGAGAGCUGCAAGAAGGGCUUCACCACCGCCAAUGGACUGCGCAUACAUGUGGAUCACGCCCACACGGAGCUGUCCGAAGUGCAUGCCUGCAGCGUCGAGGGCUGUGGCAAGACAUUCCCACGCGUCCGUCUGCUCACCUUCCAUAUGAAAAAGGUGCACAACAUUUCCAAGUCUGCGGCACCGUUGCGCGACUUUCCCUGCACCGAAUGCGACACCGUGUUCCGUUGUCCCACAGCGCUCAAAAAGCACAUGUACAAGCACACGGGCGAAGAGCUGCCAUAUCCAUGUAACAUUUGCGGUAAGCGUUUUGUCAUCAACAGCGCACUCAGGGAUCAUCUCAUGCGGCAUGCGGGUAUUAAGAAUCACGUGUGUCCAUAUUGUGGCGUGGGCAAGACCACGCGGCAGGAAUGGAACGCUCACAUCUUGACACACACCAAGGAGAAGAAGUUCAAGUGCCGACAGUGUGAUCAUGCCUCGCACAACAAACAGGCGCUAUCGAAUCACGUCAAGGUUGUGCAUAUGAAGAUCAAGAACUUUGCCUGUCAAUACUGCGGCAAGACCUUUGGCAAGUCGCAUGCCUGCAAGGUGCACGAACGCACGCACACUGGCGAAAAGUGUUGUGAGUGCAAGAUCUGUGGCAAGAUCUUCCUGUGCGAGAAGAGUCUGACGAAGCAUCUGAAAACGCACGAGAAACGCGAUUUGCCACCCGUCGAUAUGCAUCGGCCACUCAACAUUCCGCUGCCAGGUGCCCAUCAGAUGCCAGAACACAUGCAGGGAGAUGGAAUGAUGGGUGGCCAGCAUGUGGCCGACGAUCUGCUCAAAGCUUGUGGCGGCGGGCCCGCCCCAGGCAUGCCAGGCGUUGGCGUUGGAAUCGGAGUCGGACCAGGCAUUCCCGCGAAGCCGAAGAACUCGCGACGUGUGCAACGCGUGGAUAUCUCACAACUAGCGGGCACAUCUGUUAAUCCCAUACCUUCCGUUUCGGUGCCAUCGUGGUCACCGCAGGUGAACUUCACCAAGAAAGAGGGCCAGCACAUUUGUCCGGGCUGCGGGCGUGGCUUCAACAACAUCGGCAACAUGAAACUCCACUAUAAGAUCAUACACGAGAAGGUCAAGGAUUUCGCCUGUCGUUUCUGUCCGAAGCGUUUCUCUAAGGCUCAAAUUUUACGGCAUCAUGAAUGGAUUCAUACGGGCGAAAAGCCCUUCGAGUGCAAGAUUUGUGGCAAGCAUUUCCGUCAGGAGACGGCGCUGAAGAAGCACAUCAAGACACACGACAAGCCCAACAGACGCAACUACAUCCCAGAGAAGGUGACGGAGGCGCCGACAACGUUUCACAAAAUCGAGCCGCGUGAAAUCGAUCGUGAGCCAAGGAACUAUGAACAGUAUCAGGAUCCGGCCGCUGAGCGUGCUGCGGCCACCGCUGAGUUGCUGGCCCAUCAGAUCGAGGAGAAUGAGGCAAAACGUAAGGCGGAUAUUGAGCGGCGAAAGAUUCAGGAAGCCGCCUGUGAGCAGCUAAAUAAACUGCAGAAGCAGCAGGAAAUCGAGAAGGCAACGACAUCCUAUGAUGGAUACUAUGCACAAAAGGCUCAAGCCGAGGGCAUCAGUGUCGAUGCCCUCAAGAUCGAUCAUGUGUAGAUGAGAAGAAUGUGCUUCACUGUUUUACACUCACACACACACAAAAACACACAACCAACCCCAGCAAUAUUUUUUAAAUAUACAUAUAUGUAGUUAUAAUAUUUUUUACAGUCUUUCUCCCCCCGUCAGUACACAAAACACAACAGAGUCCCCUCAGUAAUUAAGUACACCAUUGAUCUGUACCCUCGAAUUGCUCCAAAACUAAACUAACAUGUAUUGUAACACAAUAUUAAUUUUACUAUACAUAUAACAUAUGUACGUAUUUCUGUUGUCUAUGUAACUGGAUGGCAUCUAUUGCUUAAUUAGAAUAAUGACUUCAUAUUACAUACAUUUCAAA